This is a messenger RNA of Suricata suricatta (meerkat), 2314 nucleotides long. RefSeq names its product tripartite motif-containing protein 26-like. Gene Ontology annotation, molecular function: protein binding; zinc ion binding. The record is from RefSeq and is a predicted model, not a curated record. Lineage: Eukaryota; Metazoa; Chordata; Mammalia; Carnivora; Herpestidae.
AUGAUGGCCCCAGCCCCUUCCCAUGAGGACACCUGUCCCGCCUGCAAGGGACCCCCAAAGGACGCAGUGACCGUCGCCUGUGGACACCCCUUCUGCCGGCUGUGCCUCCUCCCGCCCACCGGGAUGGGGGCCCAGCCGUCCUGCCAGGUCCUGCUCUGUCCACCGUGCAGGGAGAAGGGGCACGAGGACCCCGUUUCGGUCCCCGUGCCGCUGGGCACUCUGGAGGAGAUGCAGUGUGAGGAGCACGGGGAGAAGGUCCUCUUCUUCUGCGGGCGCGAUGCUGAGCUCCUGUGCGCCCGCUGUCGAGAGGGCCCCUCUCACCAGGCCCACAGCGUGCGCCUCCUGGACGGGGCCGCUCAGCCCUCCCGGGAAGGUCUUCGGUCUCAGCUGGAAGCCCUGAGGGUGGAGAGAGAAGAGACUGAGGACAUGAAGCGUCAGGAAGACCCGAAGUUCCAAAUGCUUCUGACUCACAUCGAAAGCAAGAAGCAGCUGGUGGAAACGUUUGAGAAGUUGCAACAGGAGCUGGGGGAGCAGCGGCGCCUCCUGCUGGCCAGGCUGAGUGAGCUGGAGGUGCAGCUCUGCCAGGAGAGAGAAGAAUACGCCUCCAGGUUCUCAGAGGAGGUCGCCAGGCUUGGAGCCGCGGCCCAGGAGCUGGAUGUCCGAGUCGGCCAGAGCAGGUGUGAGAAGACUUUCGUGAGUCCAGAGACCAUCUCUCCUGCCCUUGUCAAGAAGAUCCAAGAGGUCCACAGGAAAAUCCUGCCCCUCCCAGAGAUGCUGAGGACCUUCUCAGAAAGCCUGGUGCAUCAUCUGGAAACAGACUCAGGAACCUGUGGCUCCCUCGCCAUCUCGCACUCCGCCCCCAGGGGCCGGGACUGGGGACCCUCCUGCAGUCAGCGGGAGCACGGCCCUCUCCGAGGACAGGAAGCCGAUGAGGUUCACCCGGAACCAGCAGGACCUGCCUCGCUGCCCCCGGAGCUCCGAGGGUGUCCCAGCGGCGCGCGGCUCCCCCUGCUGCACCUCCGGGAGACCCGCGGGCAGGUGUGCUUGCGUCGGGAGCCGUACUACUUGGUUCCUGAUAUGGAUGAUGAAGAAGGGGAAGGAGACGAAGAAGAAGAUGAUGAUGAAGAAGGAUUGGAAGAUAUUGAUGAAGAAGGAGAUGAGGAUGAAGGCGUGGGGCUCAGGGACGCCGCGGACACGGCCCGCGCUCUGCGCUCUGCUGUCCUAGCGCAGUUGUCGCCUCUGUCGUCGGAACGCUCCGCAGGCCAGGACAGCAGGGACUUCUUGAACAGGUAUCCACGGAAGAAGUUCUGGAUUGGGAAACCCAUUGCUCGAGUGGCGAAGAAAAAGACGGGAGAAUUCUCUGACAAAGUGCUGUCUCUGCAGCGAGGACUAAGAGAGUUCCAAGGGAAGCUGCUUAGAGACUUGGAAUACAAGACAGUGAGUGUCACCUUGGACCCGCAGUCGGCCAGCGGGUACCUGCAGCUGUCAGAGGACUGGAAGUGUGUGACGUACAGCGGCCUGUACCAGAGCACUUACCUGCACCCGCAGCAGUUUGACUGUGAGCCCGGUGUGCUGGGCAGUAAGGGCUUCACCUGGGGCAAGGUGUACUGGGAGGUGGAGGUGGACAGGGAGGGCUGGUCCGAGGAGGAGGAAGAGGAGGAGGAGGAGGAAGAAGGGGAGGAAGAAGAAGAGGAGGAGGAGGCGGGCUACCGGGACGGAUACGAAGACUGGGAGACAGAUGAAGAAGAGGAGUCUUUGGGGGAGGAGGAGGAAGAGGAGGACGAAGAGGAGGAGGAGGUCCUGGAAAGCUGCCUGGUGGGGGUGGCCAGAGACUCGGUGAAGAGGAAGGGAGACGUCUCCCUGCGGCCCGAGGACGGGGUUUGGGCCCUGCGCCUCUCCUCUGCGGGCAUCUGGGCCAACACUGACCCCGAGGCUGAGCUCUUCCCAGCGCUGCGGCCGCGGAGGGUGGGCAUCGCCCUGGACUACGAAGGGGGCACCGUGACCUUCACCAAUGCCGAGUCACAGGAGCUCAUCUACACGUUCACGGCCACCUUCACCCGGCGCCUGGUGCCCUUCCUGUGGCUCAAGUGGCCCGGGACACGCCUCAUGCUGAGACCCUGAGCCCUGAGCCUGCCAGCCCGAGACCCCCAACGCCCCCCAACGUCCCCUGCUCUGGGAGCCCUGGACUGUGCUGGGAGACGGUGUCUGGCAGUUGCACCUGGAGCAGGUGGGCCCCUGCCCCCCGUGGCCAUGACCCUGGAGGCUCACUCAGUGCUGCUGCUGCGCCGGACAGCUGUAGUCGGCUCUUCCCCCA